AUGCUGGGGCUGCUUUGCUGCCUGCUGCAGAUGGGCAGCGCCGCCGUCCUGGUGUCUGCAGGCACCCGAUUUGGGGAGGAGGGCGGUGGUGGUCCGGGCCGCUCUCCGUGGGACGGAGGUGACCGGGAGAAAGAAGCGGCGGCCGCGGCCCUCCGGGAAAGUGCUAAAAGAAUUAGAUUAAUGAAUUCCUCAUCAAAAGAUAAUGCGACUGCUUUCUAUGGAAUAAAUCAGUUUUCUCACCUGCUUCCUGAAGAGUUCAAAGCUAUUUACUUAAGAAGCAUACCUCACAAACUUCCCAGAUACAUAAAAGCGCCAAGGAGAAAUGAAAAACCUUUGCCAAAGAAGUUUGAUUGGAGGGACAAGAAAGUCAUUGCAGAAGUGAGAAAUCAGCAAACAUGUGGAGGCUGUUGGGCUUUCAGCAUUGUGGGUGGUAUAGAGUCUGCCUAUGCAAUUAAAGGAAAUAACCUGGAAGAACUCAGCGUGCAGCAGGUUAUUGACUGUUCAUACAAUAAUUAUGGCUGCAGCGGAGGAUCCAUUGUUAGUGCCUUGAGCUGGCUGAACCAGACAAAAGUAAAACUCGUGAGAGAAUCAGAAUACACUUUUAAAGCUCAGACAGGACUGUGCCAUUAUUUUGGUCACUCAGAUUUUGGAGUUUCAAUAACAGGAUUUGCUGCAUAUGACUUCAGCGGUCAAGAGGAAGAAAUGAUGAGGGUGCUUGUUAAUUGGGGCCCUUUGGCAGUAACAGUAGAUGCGGUUAGCUGGCAGGAUUAUCUUGGUGGGAUCAUACAAUAUCACUGCUCCAGUGGAAGAGCCAAUCAUGCUGUACUUAUCACUGGUUUUGACAGAACAGGCAGUAUCCCUUACUGGAUUGUACAGAACUCUUGGGGGCCUGCCUGGGGAAUAGAUGGCUAUGUUCAUGUUAAGAUAGGCAGCAAUGUCUGUGGUAUUGCAGAUACAGUUUCAUCAGUAUUUGUUUGA
Indicator indicator is the source of this 978-nucleotide messenger RNA. RefSeq names its product cathepsin O (gene CTSO). Gene Ontology annotation, cellular component: lysosome. Bases 1 to 978 code for a protein of 325 amino acids. The transcript is spliced from 8 exons. The record is from RefSeq and is a predicted model, not a curated record. Lineage: Eukaryota; Metazoa; Chordata; Aves; Piciformes; Indicatoridae. Gene Ontology annotation, molecular function: cysteine-type endopeptidase activity.